AAUUAACUAACUAAACAUGGAAUCGCUAUCGCCGGCGAUCAUGCACAAGCUCAUUCUCCCAGUCAACAGUUCAUCCCGGUUUCUUCUUCCAUCGGUUAAUUCAACUAAUUGCAGGAUCAGGAAUAAAUCAGACAGAAUUACUAAUCUUGCGUCGUCGACGACUGUUCGGUCUCAUGCAGAGGUGAAGAGUCCGCCUCCUCUAUAUACUCCGGCGACCGUCGACGAGGACGGCGGGACAGAGGAUUGGAAGUCCAACUAUCAGAGAGACUUCGAGUCUCGGUUCAACAUUCCUCAUCUGACAGAGGUUUUCGAUGAUUUAACUCCAUAUCCGUCGACCUUUUGUCUUAGGACCAGAAGUCCAACAACAAUAACAGAUGAUCAUGAUUUAACAACUCAUAAUUGUUGUUAUCCAUCGGAUCAGAAGUGGAAUGGUUACAUAAAUAACAAUGACAGAGUGCUUCUUAAGGUCAUCAAAUACUCUUCUCCUACAUCUGCUGGUGCAGAGUGCAUUGAUCCUGAUUGUGGUUGGGUGGAACAAUGGUAA
Impatiens glandulifera is the source of this 544-nucleotide messenger RNA. Its product is annotated as ATP-dependent 6-phosphofructokinase 5, chloroplastic-like. Lineage: Eukaryota; Viridiplantae; Streptophyta; Magnoliopsida; Ericales; Balsaminaceae. The coding region runs from base 17 to 544 and encodes 175 amino acids. The transcript is spliced from 3 exons. The record is from RefSeq and is a predicted model, not a curated record.